AUGACAAAAAAUGCAUUCAUAACCGGAACCGAGUCCGCAAUAUUUAGGAGAUUAAAUCUCUACAAAAACCCUUGUUUCUUCUUUCAUCCCCAUCCUUCUGCCUUCGGCUCAGUUGUUUUCAUUGAUGAGAGUAUGACGGAUAAUUCAGCACGGUAUAUAUUUCGGAAUGGUUUGGUCUCGGAACCAGGACGAGUACUUAACAAAGAAGGACAGAACACUAGCAUUAGUGGUGACUUGACUAGUUUAUGGAACAAAGUGGGCAUGGGCAUGGGUAUGGGGAUGGAGAUAAAGAUGUGGAAGGAUAUGGUAACCUGA
Messenger RNA from Loa loa (African eye worm), 315 nucleotides. RefSeq lists its product as hypothetical. The transcript is spliced from 3 exons. The coding region runs from base 1 to 315 and encodes 104 amino acids. The record is from RefSeq and is a predicted model, not a curated record. NCBI's taxonomy places the organism in Eukaryota, Metazoa, Nematoda, Chromadorea, Rhabditida, Onchocercidae.